AUGUAUCGUAUGAUUUGGGUGGAUGAGAGAGAUCGUGACUGCCUCAAAAUUUUGUGGCGAUGGAAUAAGGACGAGGAAAUUAAGGAAUAUCGGUUGAACACCGUUACAUUUGGCACGAAAUGCGCAUCAUUUCUAGCCACUAGAUGCGUUCAGCAGUUAAUGGAAUCAUAUAGAUCGCAAUAUCCUGUGGCAGUCGAGAAGGUGGAGAAAGGCAUCUACGUGGAUGACAUUCUCACAGGAGCGGAAACUGAGGAAGAAGCAAGGAAACUGAGGAAACAGCUCACCGAAAUGUUUGCAGACGGCGGAUUUCAUCUGAGGAAGUGGGCAUCCAAUUGCCCUCCUGUGUUGGAUGGAGUUCCUGAUGCUGAUAUUGAGGUGAAAUUCCGUAUUGCCGAAACCGAGGGCGACGUUAUCAAGGCCCUUGGAAUGCAUUGGCAGCCGUGCAGUGACGAGUUCCAGUUCUCUUUCCAACUUAACGAGAUCCUUCAGCCUACAAAGCGCAUCAUUCUGUCACAAAUUGCCAGCCUUUUUGAUCCGUUAGGCCUACUUUCUCCAGCAAUCGUCAAGAUACCUCGCCGUGUGAUCAACAUACAGAACUGGACUCGCAUCUACCUGCACGGCUACUGCGAUGCAUCCGAGGUGGCAAUGGGCGCGUGCGUUUACAUUCGUGCAGUGAACGACAACGGCGAUACUUCAUCACAACUGCUUUGUGCAAAGUCGAAGCUAGCGCCAAUCGGCAACGGCAGAUCAACUAUUCCCCGUCUGGAGUUAUGUGCUGCAGUGGUUCUUGCACGUCUAAUAGCCAACGUGAGCACGGCUCUAUCAACGUUAAAAUUUCACGAGGUGCGAGCCUUUUCGGAUUCCAAGGUCGUUCUGGCAUGGCUUUCAGGAGGUGCUUCCAAGUGGAAGAUAUUUGUAGCGAAUCGCGUUGCUGAAAUAUGCUCCCAUUUACCCGCUGUCAACUGGUUUCACGUCGCGACCAAUAAUAAUCCGGCAGAUUUAAUCUCUCGAGGGUCGUUUCCCGAUCAAUUAUUUCACAACUCGUUGUGGUGGUUUGGACCGAUUGGAAUCCAGAAGGGAAUGAAAUAUCAAGCACGGAGUGCACGCUCGACACUAAUGAACAACGUCAAAUUGGCAGAGAACAUCGCGCUAUCCCAGCGGUGA
This is a messenger RNA of Armigeres subalbatus, 1164 nucleotides long. RefSeq lists its product as uncharacterized. NCBI's taxonomy places the organism in Eukaryota, Metazoa, Arthropoda, Insecta, Diptera, Culicidae. The coding region runs from base 1 to 1164 and encodes 387 amino acids. The record is from RefSeq and is a predicted model, not a curated record. The transcript is spliced from 2 exons.